ACAUACAGUACUAUGGACCGUUUUAAACGGACCGACUUUUUUGUCAAAAUUUUCGACAUUUGUCUUUCAAAAACUUGGAACCUGUGUGCAGUCAUUUUAAACGUGUGACGUAGACUUGUGCAACUUGUGUCAAAAAAAAUGACGCCGUCCGUGAGUUGUAGCGCUCACUUCGAGACAACACAGACGACACAACACAAACCGCGGAAAACACGACAUCAUGGACACCGACAUGGAUAUCACGACCACCCAGCGUGGCCGGCAGACCAAAACCCCGGCGAAAUUCCAGCAGACGGGCUCUCUCGGUGCCGCCGUAGGCGGUGGAGGCUUGCUCUCCAGCAAGAUAGUGCUGCUGCCUGGCAUCUCGGGGAACACUCAUGUUACCACGGGAGGCGCUGCCGCCACCAACACUCCGAGCGAGGGUGGAGCAGGCCACCGGCGAGGGGUGGCAACCACUGCUCCUACCCCCCCGGGAAAAGGAAAAAACAAAGCGGCGGACGCGAAGCAACAACUGCAAGCCAUCAUGGCGGACCGCCGUUUUUCGGACGACACAGCAACAGCAGACAGCAUCGUCAACGUUGGCAACAGCGACGAUAGCAAUAGCGACAGCGACAGAUGACUCACACACAACCCUAGCUGACUUUCUACGGUGAGGGGCACUCGUGGUGCAGACGCAGCAGCCCUCGCGUGCCUCUGCAAGGGUACUUUGGAAAGUGCUCCAAAUACUUUGAGAGGGUUGUCAAAAAGUUGGAACGAAGUGAAGCAAAGUUUUCGCGCCCAACUUCGUUCCAAAUAUUUUUGAAAAAAAUGGACAAACGCCUACAUACAGGUUCCAUUUUUUUGACACUUUCAAAGAUUUUGACAAAAAGUCGGUCAGUUUAAAACGGCCCUAUAUGUAGCUGCGCUACAGGCUACAGAGCCGAAUCCAGAGGGCUUGUGUUGUACAAGUAGACUAGUCUAAGGCGACAAACCGUCGAUGUAUUAUUGACGCUGUGACAAGUGAAACAAAUAUCGUAUGCGAGGUGGGGGAGGGACCAGACAACGACCCCAGCGCCAAAUCAAUCAUCAUUGACAUGACGAGGCAUGCAUGUAAGCCAACACAAUGCUGUUCAGACUGAUGAGUGUCUGCGGCCUACGGAAAACAACGAUUAGUCUAUACUACUGGACACUUACCAAGAUGAUGCGAUUGAUAUUGGUGGCGUGGUUGUCUGCACCGCAAAAAAAUAUUUACGGUGCAGGUUUCAAUGGUUGGAAAGACUCCUGCGAGAUCUGACGAUCGGUGCAGUUUGGACUCCAUCGUGCUCUCCAAACUCAAAACAGAAAAAAAGAAACAUAGGCAGAGAGUAUUGAGCACAGAAAAAAAAGAAGAGGCAAAGACCAAGAAAAACAGGGCCACAAAGGAAACCGCUGCAUUUCUCAAGCACAAAGAAAUCGCAUAUAUAAUGUACCGAAAAGUGAACUGAAAAAAACAGUUAUCGGCUCAUGAGGCGACACACGACACAGAGCUAGAAAACACGCACGCACCCCUUUUCUAAAACCGGCCACAACACAUCCAAAUAAAACGCCCUAAAUAGCUGCCUCUCCGACCAGCACCAGCGGGGUUUCUAUUUUACGACCGUCCCUUGCUUCGUUUUGAACAUGGGGCCAAAACAUGCAGCGAAAGUUCACGUACAGAGUAUCGUACUGUGAGCGCCCGGGACGUUCCACACAUCUCAGUAGUCACCACCAAGGACGUACACAUACAUACCGUUGUCUACCGUUGUCAUCACAUAGUUCAAGUCAUCAUCUACAAAACAAGACCGCGAAAAUCAUCGGCGUCUAAAGAAGCGCCCCCGUUGCUUCAGCCCCCUCUCGCUCGCCGAUCUAUCCAAGCGAUAACAAGCACACCAAACAUUGAAAAAAAAAACGUUGGACCCCAAAAGAGCGGUAGCGUGGUGGCGAUGCCAGCGUCCAUGUUGAAACUCCACAUCACUCGACCACAACCUGACUCCACCUUGGCACGCCCUGUAACGACUACUCAACAACACCGUCGAAAAGCGACUAAGUUUGGCUUUUCUCCGUCACAAGCUCUGUACGAACUCCGCUGCCUUCACACGUACGUCACCCACAUACAGCACAAUCCUACUGUACCCUGCUCCCUACCCCCUGCUACCGCAGACCCGAUAGCCACUCUUCGUACGGUUGCUAACCUCCCGUGGUUAACCCGUUUACUUAGAAAACGGAAUGUCGUGAUUCCGCGGUAUAUCCACAAAGCAGUCAUACGGCACACAAAAACAAUAACAUGGUAUAUUUGUUCCGCAACAUGAACGGCAUAACUCAGCUCUUCGCGGAAUUCCACGGAAAAAAGUAAACAACGGAAUACCGCCUGCGCCGUAAUUCUCGUCAGAAGUCCAUCCAAUAUACAAAAUCAAUCGAACACCCUCCCAUCCCUGCGCCAUUCAAUCACAUCCCAUUCCAUCCAGUUCCCUCCCACUUGCUGAGCGCAUGGAAUGAGACACCACCGCCGGGUUCCUCAUUCCAUAGCAUUCCGUUCCUCAUGGAUACGGCUAUGUUUGGCAUUCCGUCCCUCCUAGUUACUGCGGUCGAUCCGGCGAACAACAUCAUGUACGAAUGCGCGCGGGUCGGGCGAGAGAGUUGCAUUGCACCCGUGUCACCCCCAUCGCCACUCCUACAGCGCUCAAUCUUCCCUCCAUCACGACACGAAGCAACAACAAUUCAUGAGCUCAUGAGCCGGGGGCAUCUCUCGCCAUAAACUGUAACUUCCCUACAUGCCACACCAUGCCACGGACCAUCCACCCGACCAGGUGCCGACAAGAGCUUGAUCGAGCCCCCUUGAUAUCACGCACUACAGCGUCUACUAAAAGUGGCGGCGAGAUAGCAGCCCCGCCCAGACAAAUACUCGAAGCCCGAUUGCUCCGGACCCCACGUUCCCGUCGCCGCAACGCUUUGCGGCGUCUUUGUGGCGGAAGAGCACAUCUUCCUACGUUGGUUGUUGCUGUUGUCUUCACACUAAAGUACAAACCGUUCCAAUCUCGUUUCCCAUGUACCUUUAUUUGUCCGUACUGUAGUUUAACAUUUUACACGGUCGAUUCCCGUGGUUUUUAGGGUAUCAUACCCAAAAAAGGGAGAUAUAUACUAGAAAACAAAUGGACCCGAGUGGUCCGCAUAGAUCACCAAAAAGAGAAACGAUGACCCUACAGAACC
Ectocarpus sp. CCAP 1310/34 is the source of this 3201-nucleotide messenger RNA. The record is from the annotation of a GenBank genome assembly. NCBI's taxonomy places the organism in Eukaryota, Phaeophyceae, Ectocarpales, Ectocarpaceae.